ACGUUUGUGAAUCGCCAACAACAUCCCAACUUCUACUCUUGCACUCUUCUUUUGGCUUAAUGUCCACUGGAGCCGGAGGCAUAAGGUGGUCUUCCUUAGCCUUUGGUGCGUAUCAGUUGAAUGCUGGAAACAGCCAAGAAAAUACGGGAGCCUUGCAAAGUUACUUCAUUUGGUUUCUGAAUAAAGCUUGGGUUUUAAGAAAUCCCAAAGAAGAUGUGACCAACGAAGAAAAUGCCUUGGAUGAAUGGAGGGUUUGCACAACAGAUCAAGUGGAGGAGUUAAAAGCAUUAAUCAGGCUGAUUCUACUCCGGUCCACAGGAAUCAUGUUUUCUAUGACUCUUAGCCAAGGUUCAUUUUCAGUGAUUCAAGUUGGCUCCGUAGACCGACACAUCACUCCAAACUUUGAAAUCCCUGCAGGCCCCUUUAGCAUCUUCCAACUCGUUUCUUUGGUGGCUCGAGUUUUUCUCUAUGAUCAAAUUCUUCUCCCUGUGGCAUCAAAAAUCAAAGGGAAACCAGUUCCUCUUAGCUUCAAAGAGAGAAUGGGGAUUGGACUGAAUUUUACUUCUGCAUCCAUGGCAGCAGUUGCAAUUGUAGAGAGUAUUGAUCGGGAAAUUGGUGUGGAACAAGGAUUUUCGGAUGAUUCACAAGCCAUAGUGCACCUUUCAGUAGUUUGGUUACUACCCUACCAUUUCCCGGUUGGCUUGUCUGAGGCUUUUGUUGCAGUUGGGCAGACCACAUUCUUUUAUUCAGAAUUACCUAAAACAAUGUCUAGCAUUGCAUCCAAUCUUUUCAUAUUAGGCAUGGCUGCUGCAAGUUUGGUAGCAAGUUUUAUAACAAGCACAGUUGAUGAUAUUACCAAAAGAUUAGGAGGAGAGAGCUGGGUUUCAAGCAAUAUCAACUAGGCUCAUUAUGAUUACUACUACUGGUUUCUUGCAGGUUUGAGUCUGCUUAAUUUUAUUUACUUCCUAGCCUGUAGCAAAGCUUAUGGUCCUUGUAAAGAAGAUGAAGGUGAAAUUUCCCCCCAAGGAGAUGACAUUUAGCGAUGUCUCUGCGUGCUGUAUAAUGUCAAUUAGUACUUCAUUU
Messenger RNA from Rubroshorea leprosula, 1083 nucleotides. Lineage: Eukaryota; Viridiplantae; Streptophyta; Magnoliopsida; Malvales; Dipterocarpaceae. The record is from the annotation of a GenBank genome assembly.